AUGAAUAUCAAAUAUAUUAUUUUAGGUUUAUUAUUAUUUGUUGUUGCUUCAGCCACUGCAAAAUAUACCUGUGAAUGUAAUUUCUCACAUGGUGAAACUCGUUUAAUUGCUGUAAAAGAUAAAUCUCAUUGUAUGGAAAGAUGUAAUUCCAUUAUUCAAGAAGUUUAUACUAUUCCAUGUGAUUUACAAACUUGCACUUGUAAAUGUACAAAUGGAACUAUUUUCGGUUGUCAACCAACUCCAACAACAACAUCAACUACCUCAGCUUCAACAACAACUGGUAAAGCCUCAUCAUCUGGUCCAUCAACAACCGGUAGAGCUUCAUCAUCAGGUCCAUCAACAACUGGUAGAGCUUCAUCAUCAGGUCCAUCAACAACUGGUAGAGCUUCAUCAUCUGGUCCAUCAUCAACUGGUAAAGCUUCAUCUUCAGGUCCAUCAUCAACUGGUAAAGCUUCAUCAUCUGGUCCAUCAUCAACUGGUAAAACUUCAUCUUCAAGCACCCAAACUUCAGGUUCCCAAACCUCAGGUUCACAAACAUCAGGUUCACAAACAUCGGGUUCACAAUCAGGACAACAAACAGGUUCGCAAUCAGGUUCACAAUCAGGACAACAAACAAGUUCACAAUCAGGUUCACAAUCAGGACAACAAUCAGGUUCACAAUCAGGUACCCAAACCUCAGGUCAAACCUCAGGUCAAACUGGUGCCCAAACUGGUCAAUCAACUGCUUCAAGUGGUAGCAGUGGAAGUAGUGGAAGCAGUGGAAGUAGUGGAAGUAGCGGUGGUAGUUCUGGAAGUGGUGGCAGUUCUGGAAGUGGUGGUGGUAGCGGUUCAGGUAGUGGCAUGGCAGUUAAAGUUGAUAAAUGCUAUGGUACUUACUGUCCAUGUAACAAAGAACUUUUAAGUGUUAGAGUAUUAUAA
Molecule: messenger RNA, 918 nt
Organism: Dictyostelium discoideum AX4
Lineage: Eukaryota; Evosea; Eumycetozoa; Dictyosteliales; Dictyosteliaceae
Exons: 3
Coding region: 1-918 (305 amino acids)
Cellular component (GO): extracellular region
Source: RefSeq, a predicted model, not a curated record